This is a messenger RNA of Columba livia (rock pigeon), 1844 nucleotides long. It is a transcript of the gene DUSP29, whose product is annotated as dual specificity phosphatase 29. The record is from RefSeq and is a predicted model, not a curated record. The transcript has 4 exons. Gene Ontology annotation, cellular component: cytoplasm. Gene Ontology annotation, biological process: protein dephosphorylation; negative regulation of MAPK cascade. Lineage: Eukaryota; Metazoa; Chordata; Aves; Columbiformes; Columbidae. Gene Ontology annotation, molecular function: protein tyrosine/serine/threonine phosphatase activity; MAP kinase phosphatase activity. The coding region runs from base 163 to 813 and encodes 216 amino acids.
UAGCACUCAAGGUCAGAGUCAGCAAAUCCUCCUCUAAAAAUAGACUCUAGUUGCAAAGUUGGUAAGAUUUCUUUUGUCGUUCUGCUGCACUUCACAGGACCCAGCUACCUAGAGCACCCACCUAAGCUUACAGUUGCUGGCACAUCCUGAGCAUACUACUCCAUGGACAGGAUGGCAUCAUCAUCAUCUGCUGCAAAGAAAAAUGCAUACACAGCAAUCAAAGUAGAUCCUGAUGAGGAUUACUGUACCCCAGGUGCAUUUGAACUGGAGAGACUCUUCUGGAAAGGAUGCCCAAAGUACACUCAUGUAAAUGAAGUCUGGCCCAACCUCUACAUAGGAGAUGAGAAAACUGCAUUAGAUCGCUACAGCCUUGAAAAGGCAGGUUUCACUCACAUCCUCAACGCAGCCCAUGGUCAGCGGAACGUGGACACAGGACCAGAAUAUUAUCAUGACAUGACUGUGGAGUACCAUGGAGUGGAAGCAGAUGACCUCCCCACUUUUGAGCUCAGCCAGUUCUUUUAUUCAGCUUCUAAAUUCAUUGAUAAUGCGCUUCAGGAUGAAAGAAACAAGGUUCUGGUUCACUGUGCUAUGGGUCGCAGCCGCUCAGCCACACUGGUCUUGGCUUACCUGAUGAUUUACAAGAACAUGACAGUAGUGGAUGCCAUUGAGCAGGUAUCAAGACACCGAUGCAUCUUGCCAAACCGGGGCUUCCUGAAGCAGCUGAGAGAAUUGGACAUAGCGUUGGCACUGCAGAGGAGGAACACCAAAAAUAGCCUACCAUCUGAUGACGACGGGAAGAGCACCACAAUCUAGUAUUGUUCCUGGCAGGGUUGUGCUACUGGAAAAGAAAUUCCAUAAAAGGAGGAGAGAAGGUGUAGUUAAUUACACAGUCACAACAAUCAUUUGUUAUUUGGAAGGAAAAACAAAGUCAUUUCAAAUGCUGUCAAGAUGAGAAAGAAGGAGAGCCAAAUUUAAAACCCAUCUUCUUAGAAUGCUCCAGCCUUAGCAGAAUUUGUUACAUCAACAGAUAAAUUUUACCGGGUACAAAAGCUCUUACAGCACAAAAGCAGGCACAACUUAAAGAAAACCCUCUUCUAGCCAGUUACUCCCCAAAUCCUGAUCCUAAUACAAGCACAUGGUCUUUACGACGGUGAGGCGAGGCUUUCCUGAAGAGAUUUUGCAGGAAGAACACCAAGAUGGUAGCAGUACAGAUGAAUUUUUAAGUUUAGUGCCAGGGUCUAAAGGAUUUUGCAGGAAUCUGCCUUUUGUACUGUUUCCUGGCAUCUCCAUUUCUUCUUUGCCAGUAACGAUGUAGGGCAGCAGAGCAUUCAGAGCCUCCGGAUGAGGAUCAGCUACCCAGUCUUCACAGUGGUCUCUGCAGCAGACCAUGCAAACUAGAAACAGAGCAAUAUCCUUGAGAAGGUCAGAUGCAUAAGCAGAUAACAAACAAUGCAAACAGAUACAUACACAUGACAUCUUAGGAGUUCCAGUUUUAACUUGCUUUACCUAAAUGCUUCAGCUGCCUGAGUUUUAAAGGGUCCGAUACAUAGAGUAUCCAAGUCAACUUACUAGUCUAGAAAAAACGCCUGAGAAAACUGUUGUGACUCGUUUUCCUGCAUUUGGAACUAACAGCUAGAACAAUAAACAAGAAAAAUAGGAUGUCUUUUACAUUGCUAAGAGAAGUUCAAUACUGAACUUGUGCAGCCCCAAUAGCACAAUAGUUACUUAUAAUCAUGGAUUAUAAGUAGUUUUAAUGAGAUUUAGGUUUUGAUCAAAAAGGCAAAAGACACAGGUGAAGCCUUUAACAAAAAACCUGAGUAACCAGGAGAAAGCUGCUGCUGUGC